ACACAUUAGCGAACUUAGUUUUAAGAACUUUUAAAAUCUGAAAACUGUUGAUUAGUGACACGGCUUCCCCACACUAUACCAGGCUUUGACUGGGGUAUUUGCAUACAAAAAAAUAUGGCAAUACUAGCUACGUGUCACACAGUGCUGGUGCUACUUGUCUCUGUGACAGUACUUCCCUGUGCUCACUCACAAACUGACGAGGACACAGCAAACAUGACGACUGUCCCCCAAGAAGCCACGCCUGGUGAUUCUUCAUUCGCCUGCGUCCACGGCAGGUUCGGUCCCAAGUGCAGCAGCAUCUGCAACUGUGUCGACAACUGCAACCAACAGACAGGCGCGUGCAAGAAGUGUUUGCCUGGUUACCUGAACCCUGACCUUGGCUGUGUCACAGCCAGUGUGAAAACAAUCAUCUCUCGCUGUGUUGACUCCGACUGUACGGCGUGUGUUGCCGGUUACCGGAACACCAACAGAUCCUGUACGGAAGAAUGCCCUGUGAUGACCUUCGGGGUCAACUGUAGCGGGGACUGUAUGAAGGUGUGUAAGGAGGACUGUGUAGAACGUGUGUACGGCAAGUGUUGGGACUCGAGGAUUGACGUGUUGCUUGACGCACCAGAAAACAUGAAGAAUCUGCUCUUCUUUCUACUCCCUCCGCCCUUGUGUUUGCUGAUCAUCUACCGACUAUUCGG
Messenger RNA from Physella acuta, 686 nucleotides. RefSeq names its product multiple epidermal growth factor-like domains protein 10. Lineage: Eukaryota; Metazoa; Mollusca; Gastropoda; Physidae. The record is from RefSeq and is a predicted model, not a curated record.